GUCAUGGCCUUACAAAAAUACAAAAUGAGGGUAAAUGGAGAGAGAAGAUGAAGAAAAAGUGGAGAGAUAAUGAAAAGAUGGAUUAAGAGAGGACAGACGACAAUUUUGUAGAGGUUCUAAUGUCCCGCGAAAAUGGAUCCUCCACCGUUGUUGCACGGUGCAACACUUAUAGAGACCGGAAGAUUUAGAGAAUGAAAUCUUCUCUCUCUAGAAUCUAUAUAGAAUAUUCUCAUUGUUUGUGCAGCGUGUAACAUGUACAGGGGAUCUAAAUUCUCCGCUCCCUCUACCUUAUUAUAGUUAGGUACAAUAUUUAAAAGCUUAAAAUAAAUUUAAAUAAUAAUGAGAAAGACCGUUGAAAUUUGUGUUAAAUUUAUUUCGAUAAUAAAUUAAACUAUUAGGUUAGAUGAUGAGAUCCUUUUAUACAUCAGUUAUGACCCUGGGAAAUAAACAAAGCUAAGCGUACCCCAAAUCUGGUUAAAUGAAAAAUGAUGUGGUUUUUUAAUUUAAUUUAGGCUCAUUUUAAGCUUAUGAAUAGUUAAGGUUGAGAAUAAUUACUACUGGUAUUAUUGCAAAUGCGGAGGCGUAUAUGUGCAACCAUUGUGUGUGAAUAAAUUCUUGGUUCUUUAGCUUUUAGUCCCAACCGUGGCUUUCAUUAGUUUCACAAAUAUAAUAUUUGCGGAGUUUCUCAAGAGCAAAUUAAAACCAUGUUUUAUCGUUGAAAUAUAAAGAUGGAAAAGUAUUGUUGUACGUGGGAGAUAAACAAAUUGAACCGUUCGUAUAUGGACUAGUCUCAAAUAAAGGUCCCACAUGUGAUUUAUGGACAUGUUCUUUUCUUCUAUAUCGCUGAAAAUAGUAUAGUUUGCACAAUGGAGACCUCUUUUACGUACGUUAAACUUAAAGAAAGGAAGCCCAUGAAUGGAUUGAGCAUCUUGAAAAGAACGAAAAUGAGGAAAAGAAAAUGAAAACAGAAGAUUAGCAUCACUGCCUCAUCAAGCAAAGUCAAUAGGAAGAAAGACAAACAUUAAAAUAAAGGUAAUUAAGGUAAGAUAGGUUUUGCAAGUAAAUUUAGUGUUGACAGUAGAAAUUACAUACACCGUUGGCUCCAAAACAAAAUUCAACUUUAAAUUACUCCAACUGGAUACCAAUCUUACUUUGUGAGCUUGUGUCAGCUGGAAGUGCCAAUUGAAUCCGAUGCUUUCCCCAUUUCUUUUGUUUUUAUGUCAUGUCUCUCAUGGUCUUUUUCUUUAUGUUUCAACCUGGGACAAGUUGUGUUUUCCUUUUCAUCAUUUUUCUUUUAUCUAUGUCAGGUGAAAAAAGAGUUCUAUAAAUAAAACACAUCCUCUGCCAUAUAUUUGUGUGCUCAUUUUAGUCUCCUCCAUAAUUGUUUCUCAACUUCUCUUCAAAAGCUUCAACAUUUCCCCAACAAGCAAACACCAUGGCUAACCCACCCCCGGUUCGUCCAUGGUUCCGCUUAACCUCCAUUCGCCCCGCACCUGCUCCUGCUCCUGCACCUGCACCUGCACCAGCUCCAGCUCCAGAGCCACGACCAACGUUGAUUCUACCUACAUCUAGGACUGCUUCAGCACCACCAUCACCUCAUAAUCAGACUCAACCAAGUCAACCUCCAACUCAAGAAAAGAAAACAGAAAAUGCAGCUAAUUCAUCUCCACCUCAUAGAGUAAUUCCUAAUUCUUCUUCUUCUUCUUCAUCAUCUUCAUCUUCGAUGUCAUCUUCUCCUAUUCAAAAGGCAACACGUACACAACCAUCAAGUACUUCUUCUCCGGAGAAAACUACUACCACUAAUUCCCGUGUUCCGAUUCCCACUCAAUCUCCGAAAACAAUUAACCAAACCAUUCGUAGCCCAAUUCAUUCAGCUAAGGCCAAAUCCACCUCUUCACCACCCUCUCCUCUCACACUCCCACCUUCCCACUUCAAAACUGAAGAAGAACAUUCAAAGAUACCAAUGGAGGCGGAGCCAAAAGCAGUGCUAGUUCAGAAAAAUGUCGACAUGCCUAAGCCGUGGCACAAUGGCAAUGGUGAAUUUCACAGAGAGACUCAAAAUCAUCACAACAAUUCUCAUCAUGGAAAACACAUUACUGUAAAAGGAAAAGAAACCGCCAAGGAGAGAAAGGUUUUAGAUUCAGAGGACUCUGGCAUGAGAGUGAUAACAAUUGCAGGGGAAAACAGAGGAGCUUAUAUGGAACUAGUUCAUUCCCAAAAGAAAAACCAACCCAAUCAUCUUCACAAUAAGGAAAAGUCAAUUAGUGUCAAAGUUGAUAAUGGUGGUGAGUCAGAUAUUUCAAGUGCUGAGGAAGGAAAAACAAACAAGAAAGAUAAGAAUAACAAAGGGAGAACAAAAUCUUCGUUUCCAAUGUCUGCUUACAUGAACAGCAAUGUACAGUGUGUUAAUAACUCUCUAUUGUAUCAUACUUCUUGCUCUCACCAUGAUCCAGGCGUUCGUCUUUCUCUUUCAAAGAAGCCAUUUGGUGAAGGCUACUAUAUGAAGGAAUAUGUUGAUGUCCAUGGCCACAAAGCUUGAUUCGAAGAUGAUGUUUGAAUUAAUUCUAGAUGGUUCGUUGUAUUUCUGGCUUAACGUAUGGUUUUAAUAAAGGUUGAUGGUGAAUGAUCAUCAAAGUGGUAUGGAGUAUCGAUUCUAAUUCUUGUGUUUCAUUUUUUAGUGGAGUUAAGUUGAAGAUUCUGCACUGCCUUUGGUGGAAAAUAAAUGCAUGGACGCAUGCAUGCAUGACUUUAACCAGAUGCUUCUUAGUUUUCUUAUUGAGAGAGAUAGAGACGGUGGUAUAAUUUCUGUAUGGUUGAUAAUCCUUUUAGUUGUUAUGUUUAUUUAAGACAUUGUUGUUUUGCAAUAAAUCUGUAACUCCCAUAAUGUUUAAAUAUAUUUCUUCUGGUUGAAAAUUUAGUUCUAUCAAUAUAGUCUGACACAAGUGUUAGAUAUUUGAGUCUCUUAA
Cicer arietinum (chickpea) is the source of this 2966-nucleotide messenger RNA. RefSeq lists its product as uncharacterized. The record is from RefSeq and is a predicted model, not a curated record. Lineage: Eukaryota; Viridiplantae; Streptophyta; Magnoliopsida; Fabales; Fabaceae.